This is a messenger RNA of Atta colombica, 779 nucleotides long. Its product is annotated as peptidyl-prolyl cis-trans isomerase NIMA-interacting 4. The transcript is spliced from 3 exons. The record is from RefSeq and is a predicted model, not a curated record. NCBI's taxonomy places the organism in Eukaryota, Metazoa, Arthropoda, Insecta, Hymenoptera, Formicidae. Bases 141 to 524 code for a protein of 127 amino acids. Gene Ontology annotation, biological process: rRNA processing. Gene Ontology annotation, molecular function: DNA binding; peptidyl-prolyl cis-trans isomerase activity.
GUCAUCGAUAGUUGGUUAUGUCAGCAUUACCGAUUAUCCAUUCGUAAAAUUUAUCUACAGCUGAAUUUUCAAACAUGCUAUUUCCAGCUGAUUUCCGUUGUAUUGACUGUAACUCGAAAUUACGUUGAUAGCACGCGAUCAUGCCGCCGAAGAAGAACGCCGGUGCCGCGAAGUCCAGCAAGGGAAAAUCCUCGGAGGAGAGCAGCGGCGGGAAGACAGAGAAAAAAGGAGGAACUUCGGUAAAGGUUAGACAUAUUUUGUGCGAGAAACAGUCCAAGAUAUUGGAGGCAUUGGAGAAGUUGAAGACUGGUCAAAAAUUCAAUGAGGUUGCGGCAACAUACAGCGAGGACAAAGCCAGAUCUGGGGGUGAUCUUGGUUGGAUGACGCGAGGUUCCAUGGUGGGACCUUUCCAAGAUGCUGCCUUUGCAUUACCAGUUUCUAGCCUGGGAUCUCCGGUUUAUACGGAUCCACCAGUAAAAACGAAGUUCGGGUAUCACAUCAUAAUGGUGGAAGGUAAAAAGUAAUCAAAAAUAAUUGCCAAAACUUUUUUAAACUCUUUUGUGAAUAUUUUGUCUUGUUACAUAUCUGAUGGAGUAAAUAUAUAUUAUAUCAUUUAGGUACUGAUUUUUUAAAUAUCUGUGAUAUUUAUUAUAAUAAGCAUGUUUUGUAUAUCUUGAAUUUUUACAUGAAGAAAGUAAUUCAGGGUAAUUUAACCCAAUAAUACUUGCCAUAAAUUGAUACAUAUAAAGUAAAAUGAUGUUUUUUAAUAAUAAAUAAAU